AUGAAUCAUUUGCUGUGGGAGUGCAGAUUCAGUAAAGAAAUAUGGAGUUGGAUAUGCCAUGUUUUCAAAGUUAAAAUACCUAAUUCCUUUGAAGAAGUGUGGAAUAAUGCUAAAGGCAAGAGUCCAUUCAUUGAAGAAUGUUGGGGCAUCAUUGCAUGUGCAAUCUUAAGAGAUUUGUGGUUACAAAAGAAUAAGAUGAUUUUUUUGCAAGUGAAGCCAAACAUUCAAAGUUUCAAGAGAAGAAUUAAAAGGACAGUCCUUGAGGGAGGAGUCAAAAUUAAAGGUCACAAAUGGAGUACUAAAAUUGAUGACCAGGUAAUCCUCUUCUUUAAAUUGAAACCAAGAAAUCUUAAAUAUCAAUGCAUAAAACCUUGUUAUUGGAUUCUACCAAGAACUGGAGUUGUCAUGUUUUGUUGUGAUGGGGCAUCAUUUGAAAAUCCAGGAGCAUCUGGUUUUGGUGUGGUAAUAAGAGAUCAUUUAUGUCGAGUAUUGGGAGUUAUCUCUGGAGGAAUUGGCAUUGCAACAAAUUACAUUGCAGAGGUAUAUGCAAUCAUCUGUGCAGUUGAGUUAGUUGUGGAAUGGCAGAUUCAAGAAGUAAUUCUCAACUCAGAUUCCAAAACAGUGGUGACUGAAUUUGCAGGAAACAAAAUGUCAUGGUUUGUCAAAAUGAGAUGGAACAAAGCAAUUGCUAAAUUCACUCUCUCCAGUUCAGGCACAGUUUCAGGGAAACCAACUUUUCUGCAGAUACAGCUGCAAAAAAAGGAGCUCUACUGGCAGCAGGUCAAAGAGAAAUCUACUAUGAAAGACCAAGUUUUUUAUCAAGGAUAG
Molecule: messenger RNA, 828 nt
Organism: Papaver somniferum (opium poppy)
Lineage: Eukaryota; Viridiplantae; Streptophyta; Magnoliopsida; Ranunculales; Papaveraceae
Exons: 1
Coding region: 1-828 (275 amino acids)
Molecular function (GO): nucleic acid binding; RNA-DNA hybrid ribonuclease activity
Source: RefSeq, a predicted model, not a curated record